AUGCUCAUGUCACCGAGCUCAAGAAAACACCUGUAGCAGGCAGGGGAGGAGCCCAGUGCAGACAGGCAACCGCUAGCCGGAUCAGAGACGGAGCACCAUGAAUGCGUGAGGCAGCUCGGAGCAGCAGAAGGAGGGCGAGGUGACCGGCAGGCUGAUCCGGCACGGCCGAGGCGUCCCUACUGGCAGUCAGUAUGCUCUUUCAGCUACUCUCAGAGAAAGAACCAGAAAGCAUAACAGGAAACAGGAGGAUCCAAAGGAAUUAGUGAGAAGAGCCUUUUAUAAAGGUGUUUGCAGCUUGUCUCUCUUAAUCUUUGCUGGUGAUGGAACUCCAACUCAAGCUGUAGCCUCAACUGAUUUCUGGGACAGUGACCGUCAAGGAUUAAAUUUCACGCGAAAGAAACCUAGGGCGGUAAUCUCUGUGGGAUCUGCCGGUGCUGGCCCUGCCACCGCAAACGUACGCCGCUGUUAUGGACUGGCUCGUUUCCAGCCCAGCCGCACCGUGACUCUUGUGAGAACUGGAAUCGCCAAAAGGCAUCAGCCUGAUCGUCAGCUGAGCCGGAGUCAUGUCCAACUCCCAGGAGCAGAGCCUGGACGAGAAUGCAGUUUUUGCUCCGGUUCCAGAGACUAGCCCCGAGUUCUUCCACUGCGAGAAGGAGCGGUAUGCACUGGAGAGCCUGCUAAGCAUGGGGCCCGGAGCCUUUUAUACUCAGCUGGAAAAAGAGCACCUAGACCCCUUCCUGUCUCGGCAGGAAGUGGAGCAACUCAGUGCUUGGACCCAGGACUACAGCAGCAGCAAUGAGGGUGUGGAACCUUCAGAGGAUAAGGGAGCGACUCCUGAUGAGCUCAGCCCAGGAGUGGAUGACCUCUCCAUGUGCUACUGGCCCACAUUCUCCGACACCAUACCGCCCGAUCUGGAGCUCGGCUGGCCAGAUGGAGAUUCCUGGGCCCAACCGGGCGGCGUUCAUAUCUACACCAACCCCCCCUUGCCACAGACCCCCCCCAUACGGGAGGUGAUCAGGAGGUUAAUACAGGGAGCUCGCAAGGUCAUCGCCAUAGUAACGGACAGACUGACCGACAGCCUCAUAAUAAGUGAUUUGUGCAUUGCCGCAUCUCGCGGUGUCCCAGUGUACAUCAUCUUGAACCACAGGUCUGCCCAGGACACAGACCCCCCCCACAAGCUGAGACACCCGAACAUACGAGUUCGCAUUCUGGAGGGCAGGUCGUUCUGCUCACGUGAAGGCAAGAUGGUUACUGGCGAGCUGAGAGAGACUUUCUUCAUGUUCGACUUAGAGGCAGUGAUGUUAGGGAGUUACAGUCCCACGUGGAGCGAUGCCCAUUUACACCGGCAGCUAGUAGUGCUCCUGACAGGCCCAGUGGUGAUAUCUUUUGACCAGGAGUUCCGGAUCCUGUAUGCAGCGUCACUACCUGUCCCAGACACCUUGUUGGUGGCCCCACCCCAGAAGAAGAGAACAUCUGACAGGACAUGUCCCCAGUACAAACCUCACAACCAACUGAAUGGACUCUCGCCAAUAUGUGACAUGACCAGCCCCCCUCCCUCAGACUUUAUUAUGGACUGGGACAGCCUUGGGUUGACCAAUUACAAGUUUUCAAUCGACGAAGCUGUCAGUCCACCUUGGCAGUGGAGGGAUCCCUCACUUGGUCCGCCCCCGUUAGGUGACAAAAAUUUGUCAGUCCAGAGGAGGCUUCAGAGAAGCGGGGCACACUUAUGGAUGGACCAGCGCAAGGUCCAUCACGAGUCCCUCUGCAGGCGGACCAAUCAGCUGUCCAGUGAGAAAAAGGAGACCACUCCCAGAGAAGAGUUCCUCUCCCGAUCGACCAAUCAAAGAGCAAACAAUGAAGAAGGUUUACCCAUGAGUCACAGGAAAGGGAGUUUUCUCGAGCAGGGGCUGAACUUCGAGUUUGACAUCAGCUCUGGAGUGAGCAAACGGGUCCCCAAGAAGGCGCUGAUACUCAGCGUGGCAGAGAACAGGUCUUACAGCAGAAUCAGUGAUGUCCUGAAGACUCUGCAGGGGCAGGGUAGGUGCUUCACUCAGCAAGUGGACACCACUAGAACACCACUCCCUGGGAUCAACACAUUUCAGCUCGACCAAAACCUUCAAGAGGAGUUCCCUCCAGAUAAUCAGCCGAAAACCAAUUCUCACACCACGGGACAUGUGACCCCAGCCCAGUCCCUAAUGAGGCAUCGCACUGUGGAGAUCAGGCCUGGGGUCAGCAGGGCCCCCAGGACUUUCCUGGAUGGAGGCAGGCCCCGCAGCUCCAGCAUAACCCUCCCACGGGAGCGAUGGAAGUUCCUGGACGGCCUGAAGCAUGACACCGAGAAGUGACCAUAGACUUCGGAAAUAAACUUAUCGGAUAAUGUUUUUUUGCAAUUGGCGGCAGUCUGAAAGAGGAGAAGACUUCCCAGUUAUAAAACUGUUUAAAAGAAAAUAGACCGAGCUGGAAUGCUUAAUGUGUCAUUCAUAGAAUGCUAACGUAACAUUUGUAAGGAAUGAGGGAAGUAAGAAAUUAUAAUGACACUACAACAGAAAAUGCACUUGGAAAUAUCUGACACUGCCUGGAAAAAAAAACUGAACUCACGCAACCACCAACCCAGUAUGUUUCUUUGGAAAUGUUUUGUUCAAACAACUUCAUUCUCAAGUUGCACUCCAUACAUGGAGAUCUUAUACUCUUGCUUAACAAAAACCAGUUGUCUGUCCCUUGAGACCUGGAAACAUAUGCAAACUAACCACUUCAUACUGCCGCAACAGAAUUCUCUCUUUGAGCACAAUUCUCUUUGAGAUUUGAGACCUUCCUAGGGACUCUGCUGGGGGCACUUUGAUUCUCAUUUCCAUAGGUCCAUAAGUCAAUGUCUAACCCAUCACCACUUCUGAGUACUGCAAACAAGACUAACAUCUCACAUGAGAUAAAAGAAAAACAUUGCAAAAAUGAUCUGCUUUAAUGAAUUUGGUCAACGGCAACAUGAUACAGUUAUUCUCUUUGCUUUGUCAUAGUGCUCUGAGUUAUGAUUGUUGUUGAAGUUAUGCCACGAUAUUAUCAUCAGUGAACAAAGAUAUCAAACUCAACCAUUUUGGCAAGGAAUUCUACUAUUCCAGGAAUGUAGGCAGCAUCAGCACCAAAGGUCACCUUCUACUAGACAUCAAGUUCUGCAUCCUUCAAAUGACAAUAAUGCUGCUUAUUUUGAAUAGUUCAGGUUACAUUCUGUUUCAAUCUUAAUAAUACAAAAAACAAAAACAAAUUAAAGACCCCUAAAUCAUUAAA
This is a messenger RNA of Brienomyrus brachyistius, 3279 nucleotides long. RefSeq names its product family with sequence similarity 83 member E (gene sack1e). The transcript has 8 exons. The record is from RefSeq and is a predicted model, not a curated record. Gene Ontology annotation, biological process: epidermal growth factor receptor signaling pathway. Bases 564 to 2345 code for a protein of 593 amino acids. NCBI's taxonomy places the organism in Eukaryota, Metazoa, Chordata, Actinopteri, Osteoglossiformes, Mormyridae.